This is a messenger RNA of Boeremia exigua, 1284 nucleotides long. RefSeq lists its product as uncharacterized. The record is from RefSeq and is a predicted model, not a curated record. NCBI's taxonomy places the organism in Eukaryota, Fungi, Ascomycota, Dothideomycetes, Pleosporales, Didymellaceae. Bases 1 to 1284 code for a protein of 427 amino acids. The transcript is spliced from 2 exons.
AUGAAGCAAAAGUUCACGUAUUCGAGGAAGGAUAAGACGCGGCCACGCAACAAUGGGGAUUCGACACCAGAUGACGAGGACGGCAGUCGCAAGCGACGGAAAACCGACAGCCCCAGCGAAACCAGCAGCUUUGUGUCUGUACCCACAAUUUCCUCAACAGCCUCUAGUAUUCGCGCAAGAGGCUCUGCCAUAUUUAAAAGAACAUCGCAACUUUUCGGUGGGCCUGUCUCGAUUCCGCAGGACGAUGCAGAUCUCGAAGUCACGCCGAAGCCACGGAAAUCUCUAGCAGGAUUGUUUGACAAGGCCUUACAGCCCCGAUCCACGCAAUCUCCAAUUCCAAAGCAGCCAAACAUCCACGGUAGUCGUGAUGAAUUUGUGCGGACGAUAGAAGUCAGGAAGAAAGAACCACACGCAACUCAACCGAACGGCAGCUAUCUCCCAACCCCGCCAUCAGAAGUGCAAAGGCUUCGCAGCAGUGGCACAGGCAGUAGUAACUCGAGUGGGCCAGGCGCAAGAUUGAAGCCUGGUUCGACGUCUGGACACUAUGACGGCUCUUCCGAGGUAACAGACCUCUGCCGGAAACGUAGCAAAGGCAAAGUCCAGAAGCAGACCUACGUUCCAAAAUCCAAUGCAGCCCAGAAUACGAAGCAUUCAGGCGUAGAUCUCUUUGGCGACCAGCUGCCGAAGCGAUCAAGGGAGGUCCAGUUGUGGUCUACCAACCAGUCCAAGUCGCCUCUCCUGCGCCUUCCAGGAGAGGUACGUGCACGCAUCUACAGAUACGUCCUUGGUGGUAAAACCAUCACCAUCGGAUACGAAACCUAUCGGCGUGUAGAAACGGCCUCUGAGCCCGCCAGGGUCGUUCCAACCUUCAGGUAUUGCUGUGCCGUCUACAGCCAGCCUAAUGUCGACCCGUUCAAGAAGCAACUACCAUAUAUCAACGUCACAUUCGGCUUUACCUUACUUAACAAUAUUUGCCGGCAGCUGUAUUACGAAACAGCAAAGCUACCAUAUACUCUGAACACUCUCGCGUUCUCUUCGCACAACACCUUGUUCAACUUCCUCUUUCUGGAGCAGCGACUAUCCUGCGAGCAGCGCGACGCAAUUACAUCAAUCACGCUACAAGAUGCACUACCGAUGUCGAAUCUGCUCAUCUACUUGCGUAACCUGCAGAAGAUCGUACUGGUCGAUGAUCUGCCAGGCAACCCGAAGGGUACAUACAAGGUCACCCGCGUCAAGGGCAAGAUACCCAAGCUACUGAAUACACGACACGUCUGGGGAGGUUAG